This is a messenger RNA of Triticum aestivum (bread wheat), 5670 nucleotides long. Its product is annotated as ATP-dependent DNA helicase PIF1. The record is from RefSeq and is a predicted model, not a curated record. The transcript has 13 exons. Gene Ontology annotation, biological process: DNA repair; telomere maintenance. NCBI's taxonomy places the organism in Eukaryota, Viridiplantae, Streptophyta, Magnoliopsida, Poales, Poaceae. Gene Ontology annotation, molecular function: DNA helicase activity. The coding region runs from base 3366 to 4796 and encodes 476 amino acids.
UUUGUGGCGCUGCGUGUCGCCCGUGGAUUGGUCGCGGCCUGGCUACUCCUCCUCCCAUUCGCCCCGCUCGCUUUGCCUCCGCCGCUCCCCCUUCGUCGCUCCCCCUGCGCUCCUGCUCCGGAUCUCGUCCUCCUCCUCUAACAGCCGUUCGUCCUCCUCGGUGCGCCGUUCUCAGUGGCGCGGCGGAGGAUCUGUCUUUGGAGUCGCCGGAGAGGCCUUUGAGAUGGCCCAGGUUUUGCUGGUUGAUCCGUCCUGAUUAGGACCUGUCUGUGGUUCUGGUUAUCUAGCUGGUGGGUCGUGCCGCUGCUGGUGUACGGACUGUCUCGCUGGUUUCCUUGCAGGAUGUUUGUCGUGAGUUGUUCUUAUGUGCACAUGUUAGAUGUCGUUGCCUCACGGUGUCGUUUGCCCUUUCAUUCGUACUUACGAGAGGUCAUGGAUGAUGGGGUCGUAAUCGGAGGGGUGGAAAUAGAGGUCCAUGUCCUUGGAAGCGAUGCCUUGACUGUGAGGAGGUUUUUCUGGUCCCAGGACGGUGUGGGGUAUCUUUCUCUUUACAAUGAUGCUGCUUUCCAGGCCAUUUGUUUUUUACAGGGUUUGUAUGGGUUUGUUGUCUUAGAUUACAACUACCAUGGUAUGAUGACCUAUCGAGAGCUUGCACGCUCCGCCGUUGUUUUAGCAGCCUCGCUGGUUCGAUCUUCGGGUUCUGUUGUUGGUGGUGAUGCAUCUGCUGCUGUGGGUGACGUCAAUGAUGCUUCACGGCAGCAGAUGCUACAUGCUAGUUACAUGGGUCCAGCUUCUUAUUUGUCCAGUGUUCGGGACGAUGUUGUCUGGUUGUUGACAUGCCUCGUGAUCCGGUUGUGUCUCGUGGUCAAGGCGUGUUUGAGGCUGGUACUGGGUUGAUAGGUGGUCGUGGGCGUGGCCGUGGGCAGGCUGCUACUGGUCGUGGACGGGGCAUCGACCGUGGAGGUUCUAAUACAGGCCGUGCCCCUGUUUCUGGUCAUGUCUCUGGCCGUGCGGGUGCUGCUCGGGGGGUGCCUGGCGCUGGAGCCCAGCCAGUAGCCCGGCGUGGGGGUGCUGCUCGGCGGGUCCCUGCCGCUGGAUCCCAGCCAGAAGCCGGGCGUGGGGGUGCUGCUCGGCGGGUCCCUGCCGCUGGUGCCUAGCCAGUAGCCGGGCGUGGAGGUGCUGCUCGGCGGGUCCCUGCCGCUGGUGCCUAGCCAGUAGCCGGGUGUGGGGGUGCUGCUCGGUGGGUCCCUGCCGCUGGUGCCCAGCCAGUAGCCGGGCGUGGGGGUGCUGCUCGGCGGGUCCCUGCCGGUGGUGCCCAGCCAGUAGCCGGGCGUGGGGGUGCUGCUCGGCGGGUCCCUGCCGCUGGUGCCCAGCCAGUACCCGGGCAUGGGGGUGCACCUGGGUCCGCCACCCCUGACGGAUGUCCGUUGGUCCCUGGGAUUGCUCAACGUUAUGUGCCUCGCCGGCUCGUUGGGUUUCCUUCUUCUGGACGUGCGUGUGAUGGUUGGUUUCCUUUUGUGAGCUCUGCCAUGGCGGCGGUCAAUCGCAGAAAACGGAAAUUGUGCGUUCAGUUUCGGCGUGCUCGCUAUGAAGAGCGUGUUGUCGAUGGCCCCUUGCCAACGGUUUGGCAUGGUCACUCUGUUUAUGUCUGUUCAGAGGUGACUGGGAUAGAUCGCAACAAACGAAAAAUACGGAAAGUGUCAAUUAGAUUGCGUCGUCCUGGAAACGAAGAGGUUGUUGUCAGAGGGGCUUUGCCGAAGGAUUGGCAAGGUUACUCGGUCGGGUUUGCUGAGUCCCUUAAAGCUUGCUAUGCAGAUAGGUUUCUUGUGCCGAUACUGUGGUGCUUCCUUUUGGUUUGCUGAGUGUUCUAAGUCAAGGUCUUCAUGGGUACAGCUGAUGUACACCGUUGAGUUCCAGAAGCGGGGACUGCCUCACGCGCAUAUACUUGUCUGGAGGAGAGGGGGCAGCGGUGAGAUUGGCGUUGAGAAUAUUAAUUCAUUAAUAUCCGCUGAAAUACCUGAUGCAUUGCUUGAUCCUUUAGGAUAUGCUUUAGUUUCCGAGUUUAUGAUGCAUGGUCCCUGUGGGGAAAUGAAUGAUAAAUGCGUCUGCAUGAAAAAGGGCGUUUGUUCUAAAUUUUUCCCAAAGGAUUUUAGAGAUACUACUGUCGUUGAUGACAAUGGGUUUGUCUUAUAUCGACGUCGUGACGACGGUCGAAGGGUAUACAAAAAUGGUCAUUACCCGGACAAUAGGCAUGUUGUUCCUUACAAUAUGGCAAUGCUCAAGAAAUUUCAGGGCCAUAUAAAUGUAGAGUGGUGUAAUAAAACUCAGGUUAUGAAAUACCUCUUCAAGUAUGUCACUAAAGGUGCUGAUUAUUCUAAGGUCAUGUUAGAAAGGUUAAAAAAAUUGACUACAACUGGGUGUCGUACGGUAGAUGAGGUUCAAGAGUAUUUGAUAUGUCGGUACAUAUGUGAGUAUGAUGCACUGUGGCGCAUAUUUGGGUUUGAGAUACACUUUAAAAUGCCGUCGGUUCAAAGGUUGACUGUUCAUAUGCCUGGUAUGAAUAAUAUCUGCUAUCGUACUGGUGCUGACCUCACGAAAAUUGUUGGUUCUGACUUCUUGCAAAAGACUAUGCUUACCGAAUGGUUUGUUGCGAAUGAUUUGUUCGAAGAUGCCCGGUCAUUGACUUACUAUGAUUUUCCAUCUGCUUGGACCUGGGAUGCUAAAAGUAGAUCAUGGCAUCCAAGGGGUAGGGGUGAAAAGAUUGGUCGCGUAUAUUAUGUGCAUCCUUUGAGUGGUGAGUUGUAUUACUUACGCAUGCUUUUGAUGAUUGUUAAGGGGGCUAGGCCUUUCUAAUGUCUCCGUACAUAUGCUGGUCGUCUUUAUCACACCUUUAAAGAGGCUUGUGCCGCACGUGGUUUACUAGGGGAUGAUAGUGAGUGGUACACAACGUUUGAUGAGGCGGUUGUCUGGGGGUUUGGGCAUCGCCUUAGGGAGCUGUUUGUGACUAUGCUCAUGCACUGUUCUAUCAGGGAUGAGCUUGGUUUUUUUGAGCGGUACUGCAGUGGCAUGUACGAUGAUAUCCAACAUAGGCUGCGCCGUGCCCUAGGUAAUCCAAACUAUGUUGUUCCUCCUGAGAGACUGAGGAAUCUGCUUCUUGAUGAGCUGGCCGAUGUUUUUUUGAAGCAUGGAUUUGAUAUAAAUUUCUUUAACUUGUCGUCCCGUUCCGGUGAAGGUGAACAUUCCGAUGAUAAUCAUCUCAUCCGUGAUGAAUUAUGUUAUGAUGAACCUGCUUUGGCUACACAAUCCUUAGUCAUGUUUGAUAGUUUAAACGAGGACCAACUGGUUGCUUACAAGACGAUUGUACAAUGUGUUCAGUCGGGGGAGCCGGGCUUUUUUUUGUCUCUGGGUACAGUGGUACUGGAAAGACUUACCUAUGGAGUGCAAUCUGUGCUUUCCUUAGGGGUGAGAGGAAGAUAGUGCUAACUGUUGCAUUGUCAACAAUUGCAUCGCUGUUACUGCCUGGUGGGAGGACUGCCCAUUCUCGCUUUAAAAUACCCAUUCUCCUUGAAGAUAAUACGCAGUGUGAUAGUAAAAGAGGUUCUAAGCUUUGUAAGUUAAUGAUGGUAGCUUCGCUUGUUAUUUGGGACGAGGCGCUUAUGACACACAGGAAGUGCUUUGAGGCUGUAGAUAGAACAUUGCGUGAUGUCCUCUCUGUGGGUAAUCCAGACCUUGCGGAUGUUCCGUUUGGUGGGAUAGUGAUGGUCUUGGGUGGUGACCUUAGACAAAUCUUACUGGUCGUUGAGGGAGGUACUAGACCUCAGAUUGUUGAUGCGGCGAUCACAAAUUCCCCGCUGUGGCGCUCUGUUAAGAAGCUGUCACUCUCUGUUAACAUGCGCUUGUCUGUUCAUGGUGUGGAUAGUCAGGCACAGCAGGAUGUUGCCUUAUUUAGCAAAUGGGUUCUUGAUCUUGGUGAAGGAAAGUUGCCUGUUACAAGGCGAGGCGAUGAUGUUGAGGCUUCUUGGAUACAAAUUCUGGACGACCUAUUGGUUUGUACAGAUGGUGAUCCAAUAUCUGCUAUUGUUUCUUAUGUUUACGGUGAUUUCUCUCAAAACUACAUGAACUCUGGAUACUUGCAAGAAAGAGCCAUUUUAGCACCCACCAAUGACCAUGCUGAUGAUAUUAAUGAUCAUGUUCUUAAGUUGGUUCCUACUGAUAGCAGAGACUAUCUGAGCGCUGAUUCAAUUGACGACUCUGUAGAUUCUGUUAGGGACAAGGAUAUUUACUAUCCAAUUGAGUACUUGAAUUCAACUAAGAUUAUAAAUUUCCCAAACCAUAGGUUGACUCUUAAGGUUGGUUUUCCGAUUAUGCUUCUUAGAAACCUUAGCCAGGCAAAUGGUUUAUGUAACGGUACACGCCUAAUUGUGAAAGAAUUGGGUGAUCGGCUUAUCGAGGCUGUUAUUAUGACUGGCUCGCAUGUGGGCGAUACCGUUUAUAUCCCUAGGAUUGAGUUAUUAGCAAAGAAGGGUAACGCACCCUUCGUGCUUAGGCGUCGCCAGUUUCCUGUUCGUGUGUGCUAUGCCAUGACAAUCAACAAGAGCCAAGGACAGACCCUGUCUGCUGUUGGUAUAUAUCUUAAGGGUCCUGUUUUUACGCACGGCCAGCUGUAUGUGGCGGUUUCUCGUGUUACUUUGAGAGCUUGUUUGAAAAUCCUUAUAUUAGAUGCUGAUGGUAAGUGUGGAUCUAAGACUAAGAACAUUGUUUCCCCUGAGGUCUUCCGGGCCGCGGGGAUGGCCUAGGUUUGUCUUUGAUGGCAAUCUCCAUUUUUUUUGGUCGUUGGCACAUGCUUUUGGGAAUUAUCUAAUGUUUUGGUAGAUGACUUUUGUGUUACGCUUGUUACAUAUGUGGUCCUAUGCGAUGUGGGUUAUAUUCUGGGUUGUACUACCAUUGUCUAUAUUUGUGGUUUGCCUUAUGUCGUCCGAACUUACUUAGUUUAACGGUAGUGCUAUAUUUUGGUGAUGACCCCUGUGUUGUAGAUGGCGAUGGCUGGUUUGCAGGGUCUUGUUGUGGGGAACAGAAACCCGACAGUCCGUGUGUAUGUCUCGCGACACUGGCAUCAUCGUGGGACCACUGAUAAUGGUCCUAUCAAACGCACUGACAUGGUCCUUCUGGAUACCCGGGGCAACCACAUCUAUGCUGAGAUCGGUGAGAAUCUUGUGACCAAGUUUAUGGGUAAACUGUAAGAAGGAUGUGCAUAUGAAAUUUCACAGUUCUUGGUGUUCCUGAACAAGCGUUACUUCAAGCCAAUUGAUGCAGUACACAUGAUCAGGUUCAAUAGGUUCACCACGGCCAGUCCUAAUACCAACCCAGAGGCUCAGUUUCCAUUCUGCACCUACUCACUCACUGAACUGUCACGCCUGCCUGCCCCUCUCGAUGCACCUGAAUUCUUCACAGAUGUACUUGGAGUUAUCACUGGUGUCUCUGAUGUUGUUCAGUAUCAUAGCUCGAACAGGAGCGAGCCUUCCACAAAGCAUACUAUCAACAUCAAGGACCUAAGUGGAUACCAGAUAACUGUUGUAUUCUGGGGUGAACGUGCCACGACCUUUGAAGGAGACUACAUUAUCGAGCUAGGAAAAUCUGAACUAGUUGUUGCACUGUUUGUUGGGACUCUGG